Molecule: messenger RNA, 3636 nt
Organism: Penaeus indicus
Lineage: Eukaryota; Metazoa; Arthropoda; Malacostraca; Decapoda; Penaeidae
Product: probable G-protein coupled receptor Mth-like 1
Exons: 16
Coding region: 626-2962 (778 amino acids)
Biological process (GO): G protein-coupled receptor signaling pathway; cell surface receptor signaling pathway
Cellular component (GO): membrane
Molecular function (GO): G protein-coupled receptor activity
Source: RefSeq, a predicted model, not a curated record
CCACCGAGGAGAGUGGAAGUGUUGAAGUCUCCAUCCGCGCGGAGCUUUUGGUGUGGUGGUCGCGUCCGGCGGAAUCUAAACGGGAUCCUUGCGGUACUCCGGACGAACUUUGUGAUCAUUGAAGUGACUGGACGAAUUUGUGGACUAUAUUUGAGACCGAUCCUGCAGGAAGUCCGAACGGUGGACGAUUAACAGAGAGAAUAACACAGACCGUGGAAUGGUGUAAUUAUGUCCGUGUUUUCUCCACAAACUCUCCUCGCUGUAUGACUCAAGGUCGCCAUCAGCGCGUUUUACGAAACACCGUAUCACUCUACCCAAAAUAUUCUCUCAACAACCCAUCCCCCCCAAAAAAAAAACCGAAAAAAACAAAACAACCAAAAACGGACUUAAAUCUCAAACCUCAACGAAGAGAAGGAAAACCGCGCCAAGAAUUUCCAGCUUUUAGAGAAAACAGUGACGGUCCAUCCUUGCGGGGAAGGUCAGUGGCAUCGACGAUCGCGGGGCCGAAAAACUCACUCGCUCGCUCGCUCUCCAGGUCCCCUUCGCAAGGAAUCCAAAAAAGUGGUGAGACUUUGACGGAAAUGUCAUAGACACCCCUUCCUGUGUUUCGCUUUCUUGCCGCGAGAUGGCAGCACGAAGGAUGUCCAGGACGCCCUUCCUGUUGCUCCUGCUGGCUGCGCUGCCCUUCAACGCCGGCCAAGAUGCCACGAACUCCACCGAGGCGACGAGCGAGAGCGGAGACUCGACGCCGCAAGGUCUUCCCCUCACGACUGCCUCCGAGACACUGACGGUCGUCCGCAAGUGCUGCCCUGAUUUACACGUGUGGGACUUGGCCACGAGUACCUGCCAUAUCUCCCAUGACUUGCAAUUCAUCGUCCCGACCUUUGCAAUGGACAUUUACGGCAUCUACACCGAGGGGAACCUCACCCGCGACCAGCUCCAGCUCCAGACGGGGAAGGUGACGUGCUCGUCGCCGUGGCAGCUGGAGGAGCCGACCAACACGUUCAAGGUGCUGGAAACGGGGCAACUGUGGGUCGUGGACUUCGAGGCUUAUUACGAGCUGGACAUGUACUGCCUGGAGACCUUCGCCCAGAACGCCAGCGCGCCCGCGUCCCCGCACUGGCUCGGGGCGGCCGUGUGCCACACACAGACGCCCAUCGAGCCCUUCGACACCUCCAAGAUCACCGUCAGGAAAUGCUGUUUGCACAAUCAGGUGUACACGGCGGACUCGAGCUGCAUCCCGCGGGACAACGUGACGAGCGAGGCGUGGCGCGUGCCGCUGCGUCCUGCCGGCGCCGCGGCGGGGGAGCUGGCGCACGUCGACGUCCGCCAGCAGCCCUACGCCGACACGCACGAGGUGGUCGCCUCCUUCCAGGUAUGCAAAAGGGACGAGAUGGGCAUCGAGGUCCACGAUUUUCACGUGAUAGAGCAGACUGGAAAACUCUAUAUCCCGGAGCUCCUUCGGGAAUUUUCCCACGACGAAUACUGCAUUGAGGACUUCUACACGGAAGAUGUUUCCAUUCCUACGGCUUACAUCUGCGUGAGCGAGGCAGAGAGGCAGCAGCUGCAACUUUCCGAGAUCCCGGGCUGUGAUUCGGGCAACUGCAUGAGGAAGUGCUGUCCCUUUGGCCAGAUCUUGGACUCCAUGGCCAGGAAGUGCGUCGCCGCCAUAGAUACUUACUUCAACGUCACCGUCAAGAUGGAAAAUGGAUCGCAAAAGCUGUUGAGUGACAUCGAGUUCCUCACCGAGUACCCCGACUGCGAGCUGCAACUGACCUACGAGGAGGAGGACGUCCAGCUCUUGGAAGGCAUGAACCUGAGCUACGUCUCUUACAGCCACGAGGAAUGCGACCCGAGAAUCGAGAACAUUAUUACUCAGGAUAAUUACUGCAUUGAUCAGGUUUUGUAUCCAUCGGGCAAGGUGAAACAAGGAGCAGCCUUCUGUAUCUUAGAGGAGGCUACAGCGGAAAAGUCAGACGUCAGGAUUAUCUACUCUGUAUUUCUGGGAAUCUCAGACCUCUUCAUUCUGAUUUCCUUCAUCGUGUAUCUAACAGUGCCAGACCAGAACAAACGCGGUCUCAACAAGAAUGUAAAGCUGGCACACUCAGUCUUGGGUCGGAUUCUCCUCUGCUUCCUCUUCAGCAUGUUCUUUGCGUAUCUCUUCCUCAUCAUCAUAAACCUCUUCUCAGACCCGAUCUACCUGGCAAGCAAAAGUGCCUGUAUUGGUGUUGGUGUGUGUAUGUACAUGUUCUUCAUGGCCACUUUCUUCUGGCUAAAUGUCCUCUGCUUUGAGAUCUGGUGGAAGUGUUCAAGGCAGGAGAGCUCGAGUGGUCGCCGCUGGGUAUGGUACCAAGUGUAUGCCUGGUUUGGCCCCAUCACCUUCGGGGCCAUUUCGCUCAUCAUGGAUCUUUCACCUUCCAUUAAUAGCUGUUACAUUAAACCCAACUUUGGGAAAUAUUCUUGCUUCUUCAGUGACACUCUAACACACAGCAAUGGAGCCAAAUGGGCAUACUUCUUUGGGCCAGUGGCUGCCCUGCUAAUAGCUGACCUCAUCUUCUUCCUCCUGACUGUGCGCUCGCUCCUCGUCACUGUUCAGCAGAGCCACAAGGGGACGGCUCAGAAGCAAGCCAAGCAGAGGCUCAAACUGUGCUUUAAGCUUUUCCUGGUUAUGGGGAUCAGCUGGUUUGCAGAGAUCAUCGCAUAUCAGUUUGGACCAAGCAAUUUUGGAUACAUCUCAAACAUUUUCAAUUGUUCACAGGGCUUCAUUGUGUUCCUGAUCUUCAUCCUGAAACCCAAAAUCAUGGAGGCAGUUCGAGCCAGGCUGUGUGGCUGCUGUGGUGACCCCAAGCCAACCAAGCUGCGCGCAGGUCCAACGGUAGUGCGUGGAACAACUGAAGAAGAAAUUGCAACGGGAUCUGAUGUUGCGAUAAUACUGAGCUCCAGGGCAAGCCAAGUUGCAUAGGAUCUGUCCUUUGAGAAGAUGUUGAAUGAUAUUGCAUUUCAGGAAAAGUCACAAUCCAUGAAAUUUGUCAGUUGAAGAAGUUAUACAGCAAUUAUUGUCCCAUAAUUUUGCUAAAGAUUUGUCUGUUGAUGAGAUAUUGCAUUAAUAACAAUUUCUGGAACAAAUAAGAUAUGCUAGUUGAAGAGAUUGUUGCAUAAUUGUUAAGUUCCAAAGAAAUACAAUUUGAUUAUGAUCUUUAUGUUGAAGCAGAAGCAAAAAUGAUAGUAAGCUGUCUGUUGCAGAAAACUGAGUCCCAUCUUUUACACUAUUGUUACACUAACUUGGUACAACAGUGGUAAAGGCCUUCUAUACUUGUAAUUAAUCUGUAAACAGUUAUCAUCAUUAUAAUUCUAAGAAAUUUGUUUGCAGAUUAGAUUUUAUAACUUAAUAAAAUACUUGUAGUGUAAAGAAUAGAUUACAUACUAUGGUGAGUUAGCAUAGUAUCAUUAAAAUUGUUUUAUGUCUUUGAAAUAUCAAAAUGGAGGCAUAGCCGUUGUGGGAAGGGAAAGAAGGAGGGUGUUGGUCUGUUUGUGUUGUGAAGGAUUUUGUAAUGUGUGUGUAAAUGUAUAUAGUAUAUAGUUAUAUCAGUCUCUCUAUCUGUCUACCUUUCUAUUUAUCUAUCCAUCUAUCUAUAU